AUGGCCGAGGAUGGAGGAAGUGUCUCCUCCGGGGUCCCCGACGCCAGGGGCUCGGAGGGUCGCUCCUCUCUGCCCCGGACCUUCAUCCGGCUCAACGACCUGUCCGGGCUCGGGGCGGGAGGCGGGGAGCCGGCGGUGGUGAUGGAGCCCGCGUCCCCGGCCCCCGACGGGGUCUCCACCGGCGGGGAUGAGGCUUCCGCUACCGGCGGGGAGAGCCUCCCUUACCCCACCCUGGCCCCCGUGGUCUUCUUCUACCUGAAACAAACCACCCGGCCCCGGAGCUGGAGCUUUGAUGGCAGCAGGGAGGUGGAGUAUGUGUUCGUGCCUCUGAGGCUUAUUGAAGCAGCUCUGCUGCUGAGGAGGAUUAUUGAUUCAUAA
Molecule: messenger RNA, 378 nt
Organism: Menidia menidia (Atlantic silverside)
Lineage: Eukaryota; Metazoa; Chordata; Actinopteri; Atheriniformes; Atherinopsidae
Source: the annotation of a GenBank genome assembly